CAGUGUCAGGAAGUUUACUAUAUAAACUUCAGUCCAGGAGCUAUUGUCAUAAAAUACUGUGUAAUUUGAUGGCAAGAGUGGACUUCAAUGGCUGUUAUUUACAUUAAGUGUUUUUAUAGAUUUACUGCACCCUAGGUUGUGUUAUAUAGACUGGAAGGUUUGGUUAUAACAAGCAAUCUUGAUGUAAUCCAAGGAGGGAUGGGUCGGUAAAUAGUGAAACCCUUGUUAAUGUUAACACUACUUAACUAUGUUAGUAUGUAACACUACAAUAUACAAUACACUGUCUCUAUUUCAUCAUGGUAUAAGCUUUCACUAACACUCAUUCAUUUAUAUAUACUGUACUGGAUCGGAACCUAAUAAACAAGGCUUGACAGAUUGAAGAAACAGUCAAGAGAUCAUGCCGAACAGAAAUUUGUUAAAGAAUAUGUAUGAAAUUUGAUAGAGACAAAACACAACAGAUAUGUGGUGGCAUAGAAAGUUUGAUUUACAAUACUGUGAGACAGUGAGGAAAGUGAAUUGGAUAUUUUAACAGCAACAUAAGAUCACCAUGUCAGUGAGAGAAAGUGAAACAGUGCCGUGUUGUCAGUGUUUGUUGAAUAAUGGUGUUAAAUGGAGAGUUUACCAGUUUAUGAUUAUUGGAUUUUAGUGACUGUUGUAAGAGAUAUUAGAGUUUAAUACUCAUGUAGAACAUUGACAUAACAAAGUGUCAUCAUAACAUUUUCUUAUCUUUUUUAAUACGAAGAAAAGAAAGUUUUUAAAUCAUUGAUCUUGUAUCACUUUAUAUAUGGAAUGUAUGUAGUUGAAAGUCAGUGAAAAUGUGCAGCUAUGCUAGAAUAUUAGCCCAUUACCCGUAUGUGGUGCUGAUUGCUGUACUUGUUGUCUCAUUGACGUGUCUCAUAGUAACUGUUACCAUCGGCGACAGACCGAACUUCGAGGAACCAAUGGCAGGUUUUGAGCCUCGGGGCACGGAAAUCAGUAAUCGUCUUACAGCAUAUAAAAACCUUGUAAAUGACCCAGAUUUGACUCCCACGCCGCAGAUUCAGGAAGCAGUUAUCCAGCUUGCCAACAAACUCUACCUCAAUACAGCCUACCAGAAAAAUAAUACAACAUCUCCUGUUUACAGAUUUAAACGGGCAAAGCGAAAAUCAGUAAAGCCAUUCUUUUGUGAUGUCCCAGAUGGUCGCUGGGUGAAGGUUGUGUACACAAGUGUUGUGAAAGAUGAUUUGUUCACAUUGAAAAAUAUCAAGGACAUGUGCACUCUAGAAGAGAAGUUUAUAACAUCAAAACCACUUUAUAAACGAAAUUGUCUUAGACAAGCUGACCAUUCUCAAUGUUGUCGUACAUUAUCACUCGGAAACUACAUAGCGCUGCUCACAGAUAAACCUAGUUGCUCAAACAUUACCGAGGAAGAUGUUAAAACAGUGAAAAAUUUGAUACAGACAUGUGUUGAAUUUUACCACGACUUUUCUCUCAGUUCAAGCUGUGAUACUAGACAUUCGCCAUAUGGGGAGAAAAUCGGCUGCAAAGAUAAGAAAAUUCCAGAAUAUUGUAAGGAUUAUAAUGCCGUGUAUAAUGUGAUGCAUUUUAUAUCUGAUCGCUCAUUCCAAAGAUCAGACCAAAAAUUGACUUACGCUUUAUCAUUCUUGCCAGUAUCAUUCCAAAGGGUAGCAACGUCACAGAAACUUGAUGAUGCCAUAAAUCUGUAUCUUGAUAUUGAAUCAAACUUAGACAGUGUUGGCAACAUAGAAUUAGUUGCAGCAGAUUUCGGCAUUAAAGAUCAUUUAUUUCAUCAUUAUCUAGCCAAAGAUAGUAAAUGGAUCACUAUAAGUGGAGUUGUUAUAUUUUUUGUUAUAUGGAUUUUCACGGGGUCUAUUUUUAUAACCAUUAUGACAUUUCUUUCUAUGUUCUGGUCUUUAGAACUUUCAUAUUUUUUAUAUGUGUUUGUUUUUGAAAUCAAAUUUUUUCCUUAUAUGAAUCUUGUUACAGUUUUAUUAGUGAUUGCCAUAGGAGCAGAUGAUGUUUUUGUAUAUUCAAAAAUUUGGCACCUUGCUAAAAAGGAAAGAAAUAAUGGUACUUUAGAAAAGUUAGUUUCAGACACCUUAAAACAUGCUUCUUUAUCAAUGUUUGUAACCAGUCUUACAACUGCAGGUGCUCUUUUUGCAAACAUGGUUAGUCCAAUAACAUCUAUCAAAUGCUUCAGUAUCUAUGCAGGAACAACAGUACUGUGUAAUCUUGUUGUCAUGGUAACCUGGACGCCAGCAGCUAUUGUUGCUGAAGAGAAGUGGUGUAAUUUUUGUUUCAUCAACAGUCCUCGAAUUUACAGAAAGUUACAUGAAUAUUAUCGUUGCUUUUUUGAAAAAUUACUGCCAAAAUUUAUUUUAUAUCUGCGCUAUUUAUGGAUUGUUUUACUAAGUGCUAUAGGUAUUAUCAGUGGCAUUUUAGUGUUUCAUAACCCAAAGUUACGCCUACCUACCUCAUUUCAUUUUCAAAUGUUUCGAGAUGAUCACCUAAUGGAGAUGUAUGACCAGCAAUUACGGGAGAAUUUCUGGUUUGAGAAAGCUGUUGGUGAUCAGAAACCUCUGAUGCCAUUGACUAUUGUGUGGGGAGUUGAUAAUAUUGACAAUGGUGAUCAGCUUAACCCAUAUGACAAAGGAAGUGUACAAUAUGAUCCGAGCUUCAAUCCAAGUACCAAACAGUCACAGGCUUGGCUUCGCCAUUUCUGCACCAAUCUUCGUAAAACUGGAUUCUAUAAAAAAGUGACACCUUUUGAAUGGUCUAAUUGUUUUAUUGAACAUUUUAUCAUUUCCAUGAAAUCACCUUGUCCUAAAGGAGAAUUUAUUUGUUGUAGACAGCCUAUAUUUCCUUAUAAAGAAAAUAUUUUUAAUGCUUGUAUUAAGAAAUACAUUCCAAAGUUAAUGAACCAAGAGCUAUAUUUUGCAGAUAAGCUUUCUCCUGGACUUAAGUUUAGAAAUGGUAAGAUCUCUGCAUUGAUUGUACAAUUUUCCUCAAAUUUAACAUUUACAUAUGAUUAUGAAGUUGUAGAUGCUUUCUUUAAAGGUGUCAAUAAAUGGGUGCAUGAACAACUGAAGACGGCACCAAAUGAAAUGAAAAAGGGAUGGUUUACCAGUGAAUUUAAGUUUUUUGGCAUCCAGAAAAGUUUGGUAGAGGGCUUGCCUGUUGCUUUUGGUAUAUCUAUUCUUGUUGCAACAGCAGUGACAUUUUUUACAUCUCUCAAUGUUCUUAUAACUCUUUAUGCCAUGGUAACCAUAGCUUUUACAAUGUUAGUUAUUGUUGCAUCUAUUGUUUUGAUGAACUGGGAAUUAAAUAUUUUAGAGUCUGUCAUCAUCACAGUGUCAGUAGGAUUAUCCAUAGACUAUACAUUACAUUAUGGGGUAGCUUAUAGACUAGCUCCAGACCUUGACAGACAGAAUAGAGCUUACUGUUCUUUUGUUCGUGUUGGUGGUAUCAUCUUUGUUGCGGCUCUUUCUACUUUCCUAGCUGGAUUGUUUAUGCUUCCAUCUGUGACAUUAGUUUAUCAGAAGUUUGGAAUAUUUCUUGUCUUGGUCAUAUCUAUCAGCUGGGUUUAUUCCACUUUAUUCUUUCAAUCUUUGCUCAAUGUGAUGGGUCCACAAGGCGGGUUUGGACAAUUUCAUUGGCCAUCACUUGACUGUUGCUCAAUGUCCUCCCAAAGUCACAUUGAUCGAACUGUGUACACGAUGUCAGAGUCUACAAUGUCGACAUCAAGCUCUGGUUAUCCCUAUCAUCCCAGCAUAGAUACAAAUGCCACUGAGCAUGAUUACCUACCUGACAGGUCUGACUCUCAUCAAGGUACUCCGUAUUACCGUACCAGACCUGGCCGAUAUUACUCCAGACCUAAGAGUGAAAGUGUGAGCCCAGAUAAUCACUCUGAAAGGAAAUUACUCAGUAGUGAUGAUAAAAGUAGUUCGGCAGAUAGAAAUAGUGGUAACGAGAAUGUGUGUCGUAUUGCUGUGGAAGUACAUGACAAUUUGCACACUGAUUCUGAUAAACAAAGUACUGAGGUGUAAAAAUUAUUUUAAAAAAUAUACAGUUUAUGAAAUCACCAUUGCUGUGAAAAUACCAUAUUUUAGCUUUAAAAUGUUACUUUAUAUGUUUAUAAAAUGAUGUAAGACGAUUUUUUUCUAAUAAAUUUUGGUACUAGUAUAUUUACUGGUUAAUCAUAAGAUAUUUUUUACUAAAAUUCAUAGGGAUUAAAGAUUUUUUGUAAACUGGAUGAAACAAUUUCAUUUCCUCUGUAAGAGUUCUAGAGUAGAGAUAGCAUUAAAUAUCUGAAUAAAUAAGUUUAUAACAUGUAUGAUAAUAGUAAGUGUUGAUAAAUUGAUACUAAGGACAAAAACUUAUCUUUUUGAUAAAUUGAAGAGAAAUUUUAAAUUUUGUAUAUUGUUAUUUCAGGAUAUUUUUGAUUUGCGGUCAUUACAUUUGUUCCAAUAAGACAAUCACUGUAUCUAUUUAUAAAAUAUGUAGCACUGUUUUAUAUAUAUGUGGAAUAUCAACAGUAACUACACGAUUGGUUGUGCCCAUUAUGUCGUACGUUGACAAAGUCUAAAUUUAAAAUAAGGGGAAAAUAGCAUUAAAUUCAUUUGUAGUAUUCAAGUUGAAUUAUAUUUUAUUUUUGUUUAUAUUUACAAAUUAUAUAAGUAUUUACAGAUUUUUAUAUUAAAAUGUUUAUUAUUUGAGAUUAACAAAGGUUGAGGUUUUUUAGAAAAUUAUUUUCCUGGUUAAUGUCCGUCCAUCUGUCUCACAUGUUAGAGACAUGUUAGACAAAAAGGUAAAAAAUGAAAUUAUAUUACUCAUUUUGAAUCACAGUGGAUGAAAUAUAAUAAUGUAGACAAUUAUGUUAAAAUAAUAAUCUCAAGAUUGAGCUUUUGUCAGUCUGUUUGCCAGUCUGUCAAGCUGUUUUUCCAUCUGUCAGCCUGUUUGUUUAUCACUGUGUUUGUCUGUCUGUCUGUAUGUUUGUUAGUAUGUCAGUGUGAUUGUCGGUGAUAACUUGUGUUCAGCAAAGUUUUUAGUUUUCAUAUUGAUUAAUAUUAAAUGUUUACAUUGUAUUUAGUUAUAAUAUUUUAUAAAAUUUCAUUUUUAUUCUAUUACCUCUUUUUAUCCUGUUCGAUUAAUUCAAAUAGUAUUGCCAUUUGGUCAUGUCCAUAAUUCUAUUUUUUAAAACAAUGUACAACAAGAACUCAUGUUUUAACCAAAAGUAGUUAUAGAUCAGCAAAGCUGAAACUUACAUUUAGAUAUUUUUUAUUUAUCUUUAUUAUUUGAAGGAAAUAUUUAUAGAGUAUGUCGCCAUGACAACUAUUGUUAAAUGCAAUCCUAUUAUAUAACUAUAAAAUACUUGCCAAAGUCCUUUUAUUGUUAUGACAUUAAAUUAAAUGCAGCAGUUAUUACAUGGCAGUUUUUACUGUUUUACUGUUUUAACUCCGACAUAAUAUUGUUGGUUGAUCAUGGUAAAUAUCUAAAUAUUUUAAAUCACUAAGAUCAAAAUUUGACAGGACCAAAAAGAAAGUAGGACAUGCCACUAUAUUUGGGUGAGUUUGUAAUUAUAACAAUGUUUCAACUUUCAUCUUAAAGACUUUCAUUUUUAAGAAAAACUUUCAUAUAUUGAUAAAAGGCAAAAUUUUAUUUUUAUUUUCAACUAUUCAUAUGUAGAGGAUAGAUAACAUAGUUUUGUAUAGUAUAUAGAGUUACAAUAAUGUUUUUGUAGAUUAUCCAAAGUUAUGAGAUUACAUGUGUUUAUAUUAUAUAUAUAUAAGUCAAUGAUAAUUGUUAAUUUAUGAAUAAUAAAAUGUCAUACAAACUUGUUUUAUCU
Molecule: messenger RNA, 5845 nt
Organism: Ruditapes philippinarum (Manila clam)
Lineage: Eukaryota; Metazoa; Mollusca; Bivalvia; Venerida; Veneridae
Product: protein dispatched homolog 1-like
Exons: 6
Coding region: 816-4046 (1076 amino acids)
Source: RefSeq, a predicted model, not a curated record